Molecule: messenger RNA, 862 nt
Organism: Aptenodytes forsteri (emperor penguin)
Lineage: Eukaryota; Metazoa; Chordata; Aves; Sphenisciformes; Spheniscidae
Gene: GOLGA7
Product: golgin A7
Exons: 4
Biological process (GO): peptidyl-L-cysteine S-palmitoylation; Golgi to plasma membrane protein transport; protein targeting to membrane
Cellular component (GO): Golgi stack; palmitoyltransferase complex
Source: RefSeq, a predicted model, not a curated record
UUGCAGAUUGAUAGGCAGCAGUUUGAAGAGACUGUCCGAACACUGAAUAACCUCUAUGCAGAAGCUGAAAAACUUGGGGGUCAAUCUUACCUUGAAGGGUGUCUCGCCUGUCUGACUGCCUAUACCAUCUUCUUGUGCAUGGAAACGCAUUAUGAAAAGGUUCUAAAGAAAAUUGCCAAGUUCAUUCAGGAACAGAACGAGAAGAUCUAUGCUCCUCAGGGCCUCCUUCUGACAGACCCCAUUGAAAGAGGACUAAGAGUUAUUGAAAUUACCAUUUAUGAAGACAGAGGUAUGACCAGUGGAAGAUAAAACUGUGGAGUCUCAGCAGAUAGCUCAACAGUGGACUCGCUGUAUCAAAGUUCCCCUACCUCCUACUUUAGAGCAUCAUUCCUUUCUCUGCUGCCAGAUCCACAGUGCCAUCUACUACAAGGACUAACUUCCUAAAACUGCUCCACAUGGGGUGACCUGGCUGGUCAGCAUCCAUUUUGUGGCAAACUUUUAAGUAAUGAGAUCACUUUUUAGUCUUUUUCAAGAAAAAGCAGAAGUGGUAAAGCUACGUACUCUUCUGAAAGAAAUGGGCACUUAGCCCAACGGAAGUCUAGUUUUAGUCACGUAAGUGCAGUGCUGUUCCUCCCUAGUUCUUAAACUCUUCUGUACAUCAAUCGGGCUUUGGAAAGCUACAAGUCAGAGUUGGGAAUUUUCCAGAAAUGAGGCCUUCCCUCCAGUUCAGUAUUGGAGUGAGGGGAUACACAGUGCCUCUGACUGGCAAGAAGUGACUCAAGGCAACAAGCGUUUUACGUUUCCUGUGCUGAUUCUUGUGGAAAACCAGAAGGCAAAGUCUUACUUGUUUCAAUGUUUUGGU